Molecule: messenger RNA, 1548 nt
Organism: Cynara cardunculus var. scolymus (artichoke)
Lineage: Eukaryota; Viridiplantae; Streptophyta; Magnoliopsida; Asterales; Asteraceae
Product: alkane hydroxylase MAH1-like
Exons: 1
Coding region: 1-1548 (515 amino acids)
Molecular function (GO): heme binding; iron ion binding; monooxygenase activity
Source: RefSeq, a predicted model, not a curated record
AUGGAAUUCCUCAUAAUUCUCUUUCCAUUACUCGUUUUCAUUUACGUGCUAAUCGCUCUGCACAUAUCUCGAAACCAGAAAUCCAUCAUCCCUAAACAUUGGCCGUUUCUUGGCACGAUACCAGCGACCCUUGUAAACGCCCACCGACUCCAUGAUUACACCACCGAUGUUCUGGCAUCUAGUGGUGGUACCUUCGUGUUCAAAGGCUCUUGGUUAUCCGCCAAGAAUAAGCUUUGCACCACAAACCCUUUAGACAUCCAUCACGUUUUGAGCAAGAACUUCACUAAUUAUCCGAGAGGCCAAAAAUUUCGUAACGUAUUUGAUAUCCUUGGAGAUGGAUUCUCCAAUACUGAUGGAGACUUAUGGGAGUUCCACCAUAAAACCAUCUUGUCUCUCUUAAAGUCCCCUUGUUUUCAAACCCUCUUAGAAGAGACUAUUUGGAACAAGGUGGAAAGAGGGUUACUGCCUGUACUUGAUUCCUUUUCCAAACAAGGGUUGGAGAUGGAUUUGCAGGAAAUAUUUCAGAGGUUCGCUUUUGAUACGAUAUGUAAAUUGCUCUUCGAUGAUGACCCUAAAAGCAUGUCACUCGAGUUUCCUUAUAUUCCAUGCGAGAAGGCUUUGUCGGAGAUGGAAGAAGCGAUUUUGCAUAGGUACAUCAUGCCCCCAAGCUUUUGGAAACUGCAACAACUACUUAAAAUAGGGAAUGGGAAGAAGCUGAAUGAUGCUUGGAAAACCCUUGAUCAAUUUAUAUACAAGUGCUUAGCUGUAAAACAGAAGGAGUUCAGUAAAUUGCUCAAUAAUAAACUUCAAGAGGAAAAAUUCAAAUUAUCAACGGCUCUCUUGAGAGAGUAUAAAGACAAAAGUGGGACUUCUGGGGAUGCCAACAAGUUUUUGAGAGAUACGUUAUUGAAUCUGAUGGUUGCAGGAAGAGACACCACCAGCAGCACUCUCUCUUGGUUCUUUUAUCUUCUUGCCAAAAACCCGAUUGUCGAAGAUAAGAUUCGAGAAGAGCUUCACACACAACUGGAGAUGGAGAUGGAGAUGGAUAUGGCUGGGAAUUUGAAAGAUCUAUACGGAGUAGAGUUGUGCAAACUAGUUUAUCUUCAUGGUGCAUUAUCUGAAGCCCUAAGGCUAUUCCCUCCUAUUCCAUUUCAACACAAGACUCCAUUAAAACCUGAUAUCCUUCCAAGCGGCCAUCAAGUUGAUGAGAGUACUAUAGUGAUCCUAUCUUAUUAUGGCAUGGGAAGGAUGAAAUCGAUAUGGGGGGAGGAUUGCAUGGAAUUUAAGCCCGAAAGGUGGGUUUCGACGAGUGGAAGGAUUAAACAUGAACCAUCUUACAAAUUCCCCGCGUUUAAUGCUGGACCCAGAACUUGCUUAGGCAAGCAAAUGAGUUUCACUCAGAUGAAGAUAGUGGCAGCUACGAUCAUAUACCGCUACCAUGUUCAUCUUGUCGAAGGUCACCUCGUGCUUCCAAGUGAAUCCAUAGUACUCCAGAUGAAGAAUGGUUUGAAAGUGAGAUUAACUAAAAGACGUGAAGUAAAAAUGUGA